AUGAUUCUCUCAACCUCUACUUUAACUCGAGUCCACGAAUCUCGCCACUCCAACUCGAGUUGGAAGCACGGCCAUGGCAGCACUACCCAUCUCUUCACCACCUCUGUUUCAUCAACAACUCCCAACGAGAAAACUGAAACCAAUAACCACAUCUCAAUUAAUCCGCACUCAAAAGAACGCAACUCGUGGGACAACUACAGACUCCUCAUCUCCGCCAUCGCUCCUCGUCCCAUAGCCCUCAUCAGUACUGUUUCAGCCGAUGGCAAGUCGGUAAAUCUGGCGCCGUAUAGCUACUUCAAUGUCAUUGCACACGAUCCGCCAACUUUUGUUGUGGGAUUUGGGAACCCGCCAACAGGAGCAAAGGACUCUUUCAUCAACGUGCGUGAUACAAGGCAGUGUGUUAUCAAUGUCGUGUCCGAGGACUUCCUCGAAGCUGCCAACGCCGCCAGCAUAGAUGCUCCAUACGGAAUGUCCGAGUGGAGCAUGACCGGUCUCACAGCAGACUAUUGCUGCGAGACGGUAAGGGCCCCAAGAGUUAAGGAAUCCAUAUUUAGCAUAGAAGCCAGAGUAGAAUCUGUAAAGGAGAUUCAAAGCAAAGAACAUCCGGGGAGGAUAUCGUCGUGGCUAGUAAUCCUCGAAGGAACUAGAUUCUGGGCAAGAGACGAUGCAUUGAACGAAGAGCAAGAUUACAUCUGCCCCGAGAUCUUAAAACCGGUUGCCAGUAUGGGAGGCGCUCUCUACUCAAAAACGACUGACCGCGUGGAAAUACAAAGGCCACAAUAUAAGAAUUACACUGAACGGAAAGUGGGGAACGUUGAUCAUCUAAUUGGAAGGAUUUAA
Trichoderma atroviride IMI 206040 is the source of this 840-nucleotide messenger RNA. RefSeq lists its product as uncharacterized. Gene Ontology annotation, molecular function: FMN binding. NCBI's taxonomy places the organism in Eukaryota, Fungi, Ascomycota, Sordariomycetes, Hypocreales, Hypocreaceae. The record is from RefSeq and is a predicted model, not a curated record.